This is a messenger RNA of Trichoderma harzianum CBS 226.95, 189 nucleotides long. RefSeq lists its product as hypothetical. Gene Ontology annotation, biological process: translation. Lineage: Eukaryota; Fungi; Ascomycota; Sordariomycetes; Hypocreales; Hypocreaceae. The record is from RefSeq and is a predicted model, not a curated record. The coding region runs from base 1 to 189 and encodes 62 amino acids. Gene Ontology annotation, cellular component: ribosome. The transcript is spliced from 2 exons. Gene Ontology annotation, molecular function: structural constituent of ribosome.
AUGGGAUGGCUGUCGAAGCCCGCAGUUGGAGGGACCCUGCAGCAGACGCGGGGCAUGAAGGUUCACAGCUCGGUGAAGAAGAGGUGUGAGCACUGCAAGGUUGUUCGACGAAAGGCUGGCAAGCGACACAAUGGAUACCUGUACAUUAUCUGCAAGGCCAACCCUCGACACAAGCAGCGACAGAGCUAA